UUACCAUUUUCUUCCACAUUGUCCCCUUCUUUUCUUUGCCUUGUCACACUCUAUUUUUUCCUCUAUGCUAAUUCUUAAACCAUAAUAGUAGCCAUAGAAUAGAGUCACACACACUCUACUAUUGUUAUUAUUGAAAAAUAAAUAAAAAAUCAAUUGUAGGAGAUUGAUUCGUGGCAUUGACAGUGAGACAAGUCUGCCUUUUGUCUUCUUCUCUGUGACCCCCUUUCACUCUCUACAUUCCGCCAAAUUUGUCUUCUACCUGCACGCGCCUCUUCCGCUCUUCUUCUCUCAAAAAACAGAUGGAUAGAAUCAUGGGUUCCAAUCUAAGACCCCAUCUCUUCAACACUCUCUGAUAUGCCUUGUACUGCAUCUCUGAUCCACCAAGUUCAGGUUGCAGAUUCUUCAUCUUCAAACGCCAGCAAAACUGCACAGAAUCUAGUUAUCUGCGUUUACCAAUGCCGGAUAAGAGGUAAGUGCUGCUUGAUAACCAUCACGUGGAGUAAGAGCUUGAUGGGGCAAGGACUUAGCGUUGGGAUCGAUGAUUCUUCAAAUCAGUGUCUGUGUAAGGUGGAUAUCAAGCCCUGGGUGUUUUCCAAGAGGAGGGGCAGUAAGAGCUUAGAGGCUUAUUCUUGUAAGAUUGAUGUGUAUUGGGACCUUUCUUCUGCUAGAUUUGGUGUUGGUCCUGAACCCUUGGAGGGGUUUUAUGUAGGAGUAGUUGUAGAUCGGCAAAUGGUUCUCCUUCUUGGAGAUUUGAGGAAAGAGGCCUUCAAGAAAUCCGGUGCCAUUCCGUUACCCUCUAAUGCAGUGUUUGUUGCCAAAAAAGAACAUGUUUUUGGCAAGAAGAUGUUUGGUAAUAAGGCUGUGUUUUGUGACAAUGGUCAGAUUCAUGAUCUUGUCAUAGAAUGUGACACUUCAGGGGUGUCUGAUCCGUGCCUUAUCAUUCGCAUAGAUAGCAAAACGGUGAUGCAGGUGAAGAGGCUGAAGUGGAAGUUUAGGGGAAACCAUACCAUCUUGGUGGAUGGCCUUGCAGUUGAAGUUUUCUGGGAUGUUUAUAAUUGGCUCUUUGGCACAUCUCUUGGAAAUGCUGUCUUUAUGUUCAGAACAUGCAUUUCCGAGGAAAAAUUGUGGGCUGGGCAACCCCUUUCUGAUGCAAAUGUGCUGCAGUGGUCGUUCUCUCAGAGGUUUUCUGAGACCAAGUCACAAGGUCUUGGCUUCUCCCAUAUUUUAUACGCGUGGAAGAACGACUAGAGUUGUGGAAAUCCACCAUACUCACCAUACUAACAGACCAUUUAGUGAGUUGUGGGUUAUUGACGAUAUGAUUGUUUUACACUUGAUCAAAGAUGAGUACUUUUGUUGUAUCGUUUCUACCUUAAAUUCAUACCUCAAUAUAUCUGUGCAUUUGAACAGAUCAUGGACAUUUUUUUUUUCUCCAA
Messenger RNA from Vigna umbellata (rice bean), 1433 nucleotides. RefSeq lists its product as uncharacterized. NCBI's taxonomy places the organism in Eukaryota, Viridiplantae, Streptophyta, Magnoliopsida, Fabales, Fabaceae. The record is from RefSeq and is a predicted model, not a curated record.